This is a messenger RNA of Salvelinus sp. IW2-2015, 744 nucleotides long. Lineage: Eukaryota; Metazoa; Chordata; Actinopteri; Salmoniformes; Salmonidae. The record is from RefSeq and is a predicted model, not a curated record.
CUGCUGUUUGUUUCCUCAGGACUCUGAUAUGGGGGAUGAGGGCGUGCUGCUGUUUGUUUCCUCAGGACUCUGAUAUGGGGGAUGAGGGCAUGCUGCUGUUUGUUUCCUCAGGACUCUGAUAUGGGGGAUGAGGGCGUGCUGCUAUUUGAGCCACACGUCCGGCCGGUGGCCUGCAUGGCGUUCUCCAGGUCACAUCCUACAGACCUGUUGACCCUCAGCUACGACGGGACGCUACGGAGCACAGACGUGGAGAAAGCCGUUUUUGAUGAGGUGUAUCGGAUCAAGGAUGGCUUGAGAACCUUUGACUUCCUUUCACAUGACUGUUCGACGCUGGUCACCGGGGACUGGUACGGAGACGUUGCCAUUGUUGACAGGCGGACUCCAGGAACCUCUCAUGAGUCCCUCCAUAGCCUGGAUACCAAGACGGUUCGCUGUGUUCACGUCCACCCUGUUCAGAAGCAGUACAUCAUGGUGGCUGAGAACAGUAUUGUGAACAUUUACGAUGCUCGCUGUUUGAAGGCGUCGUGGAGCGAGCCAGUCUCCCAGCUCUAUGGUCACUCAAAGAGCAUCUCAAGUGCCUACUUCUCUCCUGGCACUGGCAACAGAGUAGUGACCACCUGCCUAGACAACAACAUCAGGAUUUACGACACCUCGGAACUGACCUCCAGAGCUCCGUUUACUCAACCCAACGGAGAGCCUAAAGCAGAGAAACAAGAGACUGAGUGUUUGGGACACGCUGGCUAA